AGCCGCGUCAUCAGCGGUAGAACUACACGGGACAGCGCGAGGACGCACUGGGAGUGCUGGAGUGUUUCUGGGAAAAUUACCGAAAUACGGAAAUAUACCGAGGGUGACUUUUAGAAGGUGUAGACACAGGAGAGGAGUGUGUUCGAGUUUAGGACUUGUGUUGUGUUUUCUCUACAGAUGGCUUUGUCGGGUAAUUGCUGCAGUCUCUUUGGAAUAUAAACAUCUUUGAGGAUUAUUAUAAUUAUUAUUAUUGGAUUAAGCAAUCCUUCCUCAUGAGGAAAGAUGGGGAAUGGAUUGUCGGAACAACCUAAUUUCCUCUCAAGUGUCCCGUUCUUCCAGUCAUUUCACAUUGCUAUUUUGGGACUGGACUCUGCAGGGAAGACAACAGUCCUGUACAGACUACAGUUCAAUGAAUUUGUCAACACAGUACCCACAAAAGGUUUCAACUCAGAGAAGGUGAAAGUGUCACUGGGUGCCCACCGGACUGUAACCUUCCAUUUCUGGGAUGUUGGUGGGCAGGAGAAACUCCGCCCGCUGUGGAAGUCGUACACCCGUUGCACUGAUGGCAUCAUAUUUGUGGUGGACUCAGUGGAUGCAGAGCGCAUGGAGGAGGCAAAGACAGAGCUCCAUAAAAUAGCAAAGACCUCAGAAAACCAAGGUGUGCCCCUGCUGGUAGUUGCUAACAAACAGGACUUGAGACAUUCUCUGGGACUGGAUGAAAUUGAGAAGUUGCUAGCGCUGAAAGAACUGGGGCCCGCUACACCUUGGCACCUGCAGCCAACCUGUGCUAUCAUUGGAGAUGGACUCAGGGAGGGCCUGGAAAGACUCCAUGAUAUGAUCCUGAAAAGGAGAAAGGUGCUUCGCCAGCAGAGGAAGAAGAGAUAAGUUCAACAAGAGAAGGACUUUUCUGCUGUUUUAUGUGAAGGAAGUGUAUAGAUUGAUGUCCUGGAUGGAUUCAAGCAUCCACAUCAGGUCCACAGUCAACCUGCUGAGUUUUAUCAGUCCUGAACUGAGCUUUAGGAUCCUCCCGGCCUUGGGUUGUGUGUUGAGCUGUUGAUCAGGAAGUGACACAUAGAGGAAUAUGGUAUGAAGAUGAAGAUGAAGUGUGGCUAUAAUGAGUUUAUUUGAUGGAAAAAGCACAGAGGGUUUGGGGUCCGGAAGGAUGAUGCAAGUUGUUUUUAGGGCAAUGUGUGAUUUCAUAAAUGACUAAUGGCUGUUGCAAACUAUAUUACCAAAAAUUAAUUUUAAAAGAGAUCAAAAACUCUAGGUAAAGGAUGGUAAACAAUUAUUGUUCAACCAGAAUGGCAGUGAAAUUAUCUCCAGUUUUCCCUAUUUUAUAAAGUAUUGUAAUUGUUUUCUACACUGGACUUUUUCUGUAAAAGACAUGUAUUGUAUGUUACUGCUUUGCUAUUAUCCCUAAUUAGCUUGCUGUUUUAUAUCUCUCAGAUUUUUUUGUAAAGCACUUUAGAUAAUUACUUCACUUUGAGUUUACAGUUUUUCAGUAGGGCAUACGUUUUGAGAAAAGCUGAGCAGAUGCUUUUUUAGUUAUUUGUCAGUUGAAAGGUUAUGCAUUAUUGUGUUUCAAAUAAAACAUUUAGAGCAAUAUUGACAAUAGUAUGGAGAGUAUUAUUAUUUUCACUGUUUUAAGACUAGGACUUCUGCUUCAUGUGGGGAAUAAGAUUGAACUUUCCAAAGCACGAAUCUUUACACUGAAGGUAACUGAAACAAAGACGGGGUUGCACCAGUAAAUAUAACUAUGUUUCACCAAAUUUUAAAGCAUAAAAUAAAGUUUAGUUUUUACCCUAACCCUAGAUUAAAAGUUUACUACGUA
Molecule: messenger RNA, 1831 nt
Organism: Sphaeramia orbicularis (orbiculate cardinalfish)
Lineage: Eukaryota; Metazoa; Chordata; Actinopteri; Kurtiformes; Apogonidae
Gene: arl4aa
Product: ADP-ribosylation factor-like 4aa
Exons: 2
Coding region: 283-885 (200 amino acids)
Molecular function (GO): GTPase activity; GTP binding
Source: RefSeq, a predicted model, not a curated record